Symbiodinium sp. CCMP2592 is the source of this 1059-nucleotide messenger RNA. Lineage: Eukaryota; Dinophyceae; Suessiales; Symbiodiniaceae. The record is from the annotation of a GenBank genome assembly.
AUGGAGUUCGAGGAUGUUGUGAUCGACGAAGGCACCAGCGUGGAGUGCCAGGGAGUUAAGAACGAAGAAGACACCGCGUGGCAUUUGGCUGACAGCGUGGAGUUCAAGGAUGCUAAGUUCGAGGACAGCACCGCGUGGCAUUUGGCUGACAGCGUGGAGUGCCAGGGAGCCAAGAACGAAGAAGACACCGUGUGGCAUUCGGCUGACAGCAUGGAGUGCGAGGGAACGAAGCUCGAAUGGUAUUCUGCUGGCAGCGUGGAGUUCAAGGAUGCUAAGUUCGAGGACAGCACCGCGUGGCAUUUGGCUGACAGCGUGGAGUGCGAGGGUACCAAUAUCGAAGAAGGCACCGUGCUGCCUUCGCCGAGGGAAUCCCGAAAGCGAUGCCUCACAGUCAAGUCGGAGGAUGAUGUGCAAGAAGUUGAGCUAGCCAGGCGGGAAGGCGAUCGAUCGACUUCCACUGCCUCUGCGGGGUCCGUUGCAACUUUGUGCAAUGCAGACGCUGCAGCGACCUGUCUGGAGUCGGCACGGCCGAUCCUGACCAUCGGGAGCCUGAAGGUGAAGCUCGCGAACCCGCCCAACCCGCGCAAGCGGCCUCGCUUUCUGCCUCCAGGAGUUGGGCUCUCCUUCAAAGGCCGCAGCCCCUGCGAUGCGUUGCAGCAACUCCUCGACAGAUACAAAGGCAUUGGUGCGGUGAAGGAUGACGACUGGUAUUACAUCACGCACGCAGUCGCCCCUGCAAGUGUUAGAUUGACACUGGUGACUCCUUUGGUCUACAACUGGCGCUUUGAAGGUGAGGUUUGCGACGAGGAGAUGGCGGCGAAGAAAUCUGCAGCCACUGCUUUCACCCAGGAUAAGCGAAUCUUGGAAAUGGCAGAGUGGUUAGCCCCGGCCAUGAGUGUUCUGAGGGAUCAGAUUUUCGAGGAGUGGCAAGGCCUGCGUGGUAGGGGGGUUGCCCAGUAUGCCAGGAACUCCCCUGCCGUCACAGCAGAAUCCACUCGCCGCUACAACGCGCUGAGGGAGACAGGCGUGCGCUGCGCGCUGUGGGAUGGCAACCUUUGA